AUCUGGACGUUCUGGACUUAAAAUUGCUUUCGCCCCCUCUGCCAGGGACAUCUUCCUGACUCUCUUGUAAACUCUGCCAAGGGGGAGUGCCCCGGGCCUUCCUUUCCCAGACGUUAUUUGCCCCUUCCAGAUUCCACCAGAAGAUCCAGGCCUUACAUCAAGGGGCGAGUGGCACCAUGGCUAAUCCCUUGUUGGCGUAUGCCCUGAUCAAGAGAUUGCAGUCGGACUGGAGGAACGUCGUUUACAGCAUGGAAGGCGGCGAGAACAUUCAAGCCCUGAAGAUAAACUAUCAUCGAUUAGAGGAGAAUCUACCACUCUUUGAGGACCUUGAAGGAGCAGCACGAGCACUAAUGCGACUUCAGGAUGUCUACGCUCUGAGCGUCAAAGACUUGGCCAAAGGAAGAUUCCGGAGGACAAGCAGUGGCCAUCCUGACAUCUACCAUCCCAGGCAGGACUUUUCCUUGUCUGCUGAUGACUGCUUCCACAUUGGUAAGGUUGCUUACGAUAUGGGAGAUUACUACCACUCCAUCUUGUGGAUGGAAGAAGCUGUCAGCCUCUUCCGGAUCUCCUACGGGAACUGGAACACGGAAGAUGAGGGAAGCCUUGAAGAUGCCCUGGAUCAUUUAGCAUUUUCCUAUUUCAUGGCAGGAAACAUUUCUCACGCCUUAAGGCUGUCCCAGGAAUUUCUUCACUACGAUCCAGGCAAUGAGCGGAUGGCGAGGAAUGUCCUGAAGUAUGAGAAGCUUCUGAGGACGAAUCAGGAGGAAGGCAAAGAAAGGGUGACUUUGCAGAGACCCAAUGUGACCCACCUGGAGACUCGAGAUGCUUAUGAGAAGCUGUGCCAGAGGCUGGGGUCUCAGCCAGCCCCUGAUCGCCUCUCCUGCUCCUACGAGACCAACCGGAGCCCUUUGCUGAUCCUGCAGCCCCUGAAAAAGGAAGCCUUGCACAACCACCCUGAGCUGGCCCUGUACCAUGACUUCGUCAGCCCCUCGGAGGCGGAGAAAAUCAAGGCGCUCGCGGCUCCAGGGUUGCAGAGAUCCGUGGUGGCUUCGGGAGAAAAACAGGAGCAGGCCGACUAUAGGAUAAGUAAGAGUGCUUGGCUGAAAGACAAUGUGGAUCCCGUGAUCGGGGUGUUGGGUCGACGGGCUGCAGCCUUAACAGGCUUGAAUAUCCAGCACCCUUAUGCAGAAUAUCUCCAGGUGGUCAACUACGGAUUAGGAGGCCACUACGAGCCCCACUUUGACCACGCUACUUCGAGAAAAAGCCCCCUGUAUCGGAUGAAAUCCGGAAAUCGAAUAGCCACGUUGAUGAUCUAUCUGAGUUCAGUAGAAGCUGGAGGAUCCACCGCAUUCAUUUACGCAAAUCUGAGCGUGCCAGUUAUUGAGAACGCUGCGCUCUUCUGGUGGAACCUGCGUAGGAACGGGGAAGGGGACGGAGCCACGCUGCACGCCGGCUGCCCGGUCCUUGCCGGAGACAAGUGGGUGGCCAACAAGUGGUUCCACGAAUACGGGCAGGAGUUCCACAGGCGGUGCAGCACCAACCGGGAGGAAUAGCAACCCCAAGGGCUCUGCGGGGCUUCAGAAAUAAGAGGCCGCCGUCUUGCAGCAGGGUUGGGGGGGAGUGCAAGGGAAAUCUGAACAUCUGGCCCCCCGCACAAGCAGCACUGCAGGGACCGCUGGAGGACAGAGGCAAAGUUGAGACGUUUCUUGGCACAAGUUUCGCAGUGAUUUAUUUAACUCGAGGACUGACAGGUGGGAGAAGCUUGGGGCUGUAAGGGAGGAGACCACAGGUGGGUGUCCCGGUCAACAGAAGCGUCUUUGCUGCAAUCGCUCCCUGGAAAUGAGUGAUGGGAGGAGCUGGCGAGCUGUUUGGAUAUUAUGGGAUAUGCCCACAAGUUGCUGAAGUGGGAAUCGUGUUUUUGCAGAAGGUGAAUUCAGCCCACGGAGGAGAAGAGCAUCGAUCUGGGACACAACAGGAGGUGGCCUGUUGCAUCUUGCAGGCUUUUGGUGGUGGUGAUGUGGGGCGGGGAGAAGCUCACAGGGUCAAGAGGGGCUGGUUGGCAAACAGACUGGAGGUAUAGCCCAGGGGUGAAAAAGAAAUACAGGCAGUCCUUGCUUAAUGACUGUUCAUUUAGCAACUGUCCGAAGUUACAACAGUGCUAAAA
Molecule: messenger RNA, 2164 nt
Organism: Python bivittatus (Burmese python)
Lineage: Eukaryota; Metazoa; Chordata; Lepidosauria; Squamata; Pythonidae
Source: RefSeq, a predicted model, not a curated record